Messenger RNA from Didymodactylos carnosus, 423 nucleotides. The record is from the annotation of a GenBank genome assembly. Lineage: Eukaryota; Metazoa; Rotifera; Eurotatoria; Philodinida; Philodinidae.
AUGAUGUCACCGAAAGUCCUUAUUGCCCUAUUUCUUUCUCUUAUUAUCGGUUUUGCAUACAGUUCAACAUAUCACCAACAACAAAAAGAACAUCACAAUGGAAUGUCUCAUGCAUCCUCAUCAACACAAUCACAAGUCCAUAAAAAUUUAGACAAUCUGAUGUUUGAUGAUGAUGAAAGUAAUCAUUUGAUUGAAAAACCAUCCUCAAAACAACCAGUACCAUGGUCACAAUCAAAAACACAUGCUACACAAUUUUUAAAUUAUGAUACACCGAAAUGGUUCAUGUUGGCAAAACAGCUUCAAGACGACCAUUAUUUACCAAAACGAGCACUAACAAGAAAUAGAUAUAUGAAACGAAAACCAGCCAAACCACCAAUGGAAGUUAUGAAUGAAAUUGUAAAUGCUAUUUAUUUAAGGCGUUAA